AUGGGGCACAAAGAGGUCUCAUGGCUAGGUCCAAGCUAUGGUCUUGCAGACCACCCGAAGGGUGUCAUUGUGCAACGUUUGUGGUCCGUCGUGUCCAUAAAGAGACUUCAACGUCUCUAUUCUCGUCUCCAACAACAAGCCCUAACGAUUACUCCAUCUGUGAUUUCAUCUUCUCCAUCGAUCGCCCCCUCUGUGAUUUCAUCUUGUCCAUCGACAAUGGUGAUGUGCUUCUACAGAAAAUGGACGAUAGUUCAGACAUCAUGGACAGAUAACAACCCACAACGUCGAUUUUGGGGAUGUUCUGACCCGUAUGAUGAACCCAUGUGUGCUCGUUCCAAAGCUAUAAUACCCGGGCUGCUUAGGACAAUCAAUAAGCUACGAAAAGAAGUGGAUGAUAUAAAAGAUCAAGCAAGUAAUCAUGAAAAAGAAGUGGUGUUGUUGUAA
This is a messenger RNA of Lactuca saligna, 444 nucleotides long. NCBI's taxonomy places the organism in Eukaryota, Viridiplantae, Streptophyta, Magnoliopsida, Asterales, Asteraceae. The record is from the annotation of a GenBank genome assembly.